UUAGAGGGGAAAGCUGGUGGACGAACAGUCGCCAUGGAAACGGCCAUACUGUCCGUCCUUCUUUCCCUCUGCACCAUCGUCCCUUUCAUUGGCGGCCAGGGGGCCCCUAGCGGAUGUAGUUAUAACUCCAACCAGCUCUACUGCGACAACAGCGGCCUGACGAGCAUACCCGAUCCGAUCCCGAGUGACGUCACCUUCGUCCGAAUCUCCGGAAAUACCAUCGUUCGGGUAAACUCGGGAGCCUUCGUGAACCUUCCUCAGCUACAGACUCUGUAUUUGAACGAUAAUGGCAUUCAGAGCAUCGCCCCUGGAGCCCUUAGGAAUCUUUCUAUGUUAAAAAAAAUUCAGAUGCAGGGAAACGAACUCACAUCUUUAGAAACUGACACCUUUAAAGAUCUUCCACAACUUCAGUCUUUAGAUCUCAGCAACAAUAAAAUCAACCGAAUACAGUCCAAAGCCUUUUCCAACCUUCCAAGCCUCUCAAGUCUAAAAUUUACGAACAAUGACAUAGUCACCGUAGAUGAAACUGCAUUCCAGCAGCUUGAUGGUCUAACGGAUCUGUAUUUGGCUUCAAACAACAUUGUUGAUAUACCAUCCCGGGCCAUCCAGCAGUUGCAGCAUCUUCAGUUCUUGACGCUUCAAGACAACAACAUACAAGUUGUUCGGAACGACUCCUUCAAUGAUUUAAAAGAUUUGAUGUUCUUGCAUCUAGAGUCAAACGAUAUACAAGAGAUCGAACUAGAUGCGUUCUCUGGGCUUUCGAUGCUCAGAAAACUCUUUCUACACGGCAACAAAAUCACCGCUAUCGCUGGAAACACUUUUGUGCAGUUGGCUAGCCUCACCAGCUUAGACGUCAGCUCCAACAGAAUAUCGUCUUUAGCCAGCUCGUCAUUUCAUGGUCUUGUCGUUCUGAAUGACCUACGCUUGGACGAAAACAGAAUAGAAGACGAAGACUUGACCGAACGCACAUUUGAGAGUUUAAACGCGCUUCGAACCUUGCAGCUUGCAAACAACCUCCUCACUGAAGUCCCGAAGCACUUACCACAGGGUUUAUCAACAUUACAGUUAUCCGAUAACAAGUUUACCACGAUCGGUUCAAGCGAUUUUCCGCUCCUCGCAAACUUGACGUACUUGUAUCUCGCGGGAAACCCUUGGAAGUGCGACUGUAACUUCAACGACUUCAAGAACUGGAUGAAGACUGCAACGGUACUGCAAGACGAGGCUCUGUUUCAGUGUGGGGUCUACUGCGAAGAAAACGACGGUUUGUACGUAUCUGAACUCCCGGAUAGUGACUUGACCUGUAGCGAUGUAACCGUGCCGUGUACUACAACGCAACUACCUACAACAACAACAACAAUUGUUACAACCACUGAGGAGACAACUACACCGCCUCUAACCAGCAGUGAGCCUACAACCAAACCUACAACGAUAGUCCCAACUACAGCAACUCAGUUUGAAUCUACAAGUCAGCCUAUGGCAGAAACUACAACAGAUGGUAUGGAAUCUACAACCUAUGAGCCGACGUCAAAAACUACAGCAGCUGACAUAUCUGUCGCUGUAACAACGCCGAAACUGAGCGAAACCAAGACGACUGAUGAAACAACUCCGAAACUUACCGAGUCAACGCCGACGACCAAGCCGAAGGUGACCGACGGCUACCCGACGAAACCGACGGUGAUUGCCGACACGACGAAGCACGUCUCUUCAACAGCCAAGCCUUUGGAGUCGUCACCAAAUGGCUUAACGACCAGCAAAGGAAAAACGACCAUAUUGACGAAGACUGUAGAACUCCCUUUAAAAACAACUGCGUUUCCGACGAAAGAUCCGCCGUUCCCACCAAAGACACCCACGGGAAAACCAGUCACGGACGACCCGAAACAACAGACCGGCACAGAACAGCUAGACACGGCGCUUGUAGUGGGCGUGGCUGUUGGGGCGUUCUGUGGCGUGGUUCUCGUGGCCGGUGCGAUUUUUCUGUCCGUGCGGUUCGGUCGACGCGGGUGCGUAUUGAAAGUUCCAGAGGACGCGCUACCCAUCCAGGGUAGUAUCAUGAUGCGUGAUAAGAAAGAUGACGUCAUGACAAAAGAAGGCGUCAGCAACCCCACAUACACGACGCAUACGGAAUUAUAGGGUAAAUCUAGAACUGAAAUAGUAUUCACAUUAAUCUAAACUUGACGAAUUUCUUACAAAUAUGAUACCAGAACAAGUGAAGUAGCCGAAGGGAUCAUCAUUUGCA
Messenger RNA from Branchiostoma floridae (Florida lancelet), 2236 nucleotides. Its product is annotated as leucine-rich repeat-containing protein 15-like. The record is from RefSeq and is a predicted model, not a curated record. Lineage: Eukaryota; Metazoa; Chordata; Leptocardii; Amphioxiformes; Branchiostomatidae. Gene Ontology annotation, molecular function: protein binding. The transcript has a single exon. The coding region runs from base 34 to 2130 and encodes 698 amino acids.